CUUGCGCAUGUAUCUGUAGCUACGCGCCAAGUUGCGGCUUCUCCCUGGUGACGGUGUUGGAGAAUUCCCCAGCGAAGCGUGCGUGUACGAUCGUGUUUGCCGGUCGCUCUCACUGUGUCCGUGUGUCUCUGUGCGUGUGUCGAUCGUUCUCACCCUCGUUGGGGUUGGCUCCAUGCGUAAACACGUUGCCCCCACCCUGAACGGGGGAUGAGAGAACUCUCGAGCGUGGCUACACGCUGCCUGUGUUGCCAGCGAGCAGUCACAUGUAUCGCUCUGACAGUUCCAUCGACACUGUUGACCGGCGUGGUUGAUUUGGGGCCAUCCCGCGGCUCUAAUCAUGGCGCAAGGCGAGGCUCAGCUGCUGAUGGAGCAACAGGAACGCUCUCGGGCCGCUUUACGCCAGGAAAGACGAACACUCGAGACAUUUUUCGAGCGUGAGUUCAAGGACACGUUGGCCGUUAUUCCACCGACCGAUGAAAGCGUGGCAAAGUGGGACCAACUGUUGCAUGAUGAGCGGUUGAAGCGGCUAGAGGAGCUGGUGGACUUGAUGAAACUGUGGGACGCACCGAAAACAAUACCGGAGCCGAAGAGCUUCCUGCACUAUGCACGCCUCCAGCCCGUCCUAGCGCAGAUGCUAGAAGAUAUCGCUAGGUAUCGCACCUACCUGGAUCGAUUUAUAGAGCGCUUUCAGGCGGAGAAUGAGUGUAUCGUUCCGAAGCACAAUCCGCAAAACAAAUCCGACACAGCGAACCCGAGCGCUCCAAUACACUAUGCCGCCCUGCAGCUGGACGAAGACUUUCUAGAGUGGUUGCUCGCACGCUCCGCCACCGAUAUCAACCUGCGCAACAGCUUCAAGCAAACGGCACUCACGCUACUCUGCGAAGAGUACGUCCAGUGUAUGCGCAAGCAGAUGCAAGCCUGUCCACCCGGUCGGCUGGGCAAGAUUCGCACGGUAGUACUGCGGCUGCUGAAAGCGAAAGCGGACUUUAACAUCUGCAGCAGCCACAUGAAGUUACCGUUCGAGCUGCUGCUAAAGCACUGCGAGACGCACGAUGAAACUCGCCUCUUUGUCGAGCAGUGCGUAGAGCUGGUGCCGUGCGCUCUUGCCAUCUCGAGCGUUAACGAGCGCAACGAGCGAGUGGUCGGGUUCUACAACAACAAUCCAAACGUGCAGGUUACGGUGGAGCUGCUGGAGCUCUUUCUGCGCCACAACGAUCGCUCCAACUUUACCACACACCUGGCGGGGUUCGAGAUAGACGCAUCCAACGUGAAGAAAGUGAUACGGCUCCUGCUCCAUACUGCUUGCGACCAGAAGAUGGCCGACUGUGUGCGGUUGAUUGUGGAUCGGGGCGAACGACACAUAUUUAAGGUGCUGCCACGCAAGCCGGGUCGCAAUGCUGCGGCAAAGGAGGGCCCAGUUGCCGAAGAAGGGGCCAACAGUGUCGAGUUGAGCCGGCGGUUUGGAUGGCAGGAGAGUAUCGAUGUGCAGAAGGGCUCCGAGCUGGAGCACCGGGUCGAGCUGAAGGGACUACUGAAGAAGGUGUGCCUGAUGGCGGAUCUGCCCCUGCUCCAGCUGCUGCUGGCGAAGAUCUCGGAUCUGAUCGUGCUGAACGAUGAUCCGCUGCUCGUUGUAACGCUCGCGAAGGCGUACGAUUAUAAGCGCCGGGUCGAGGAACGGAAUGCACUGCUCGCGUGCGCCGAGUUCCUUGCAACCCAGGAAACAAUUCACAUGUCCAAGCGCGACAACUCGGGCAACACCUCACUGCACCUUGCGCUGAAGUAUGGCUUCGAUUCGGUGGCGCUGGCAUUGCUCCGGCAGCGCUACACCUACCUCGGAAUGCGCAAUAACGACAACCUGACGCCGCUCGAUUACGGGACGUUUGCAUUCUGGCGAUCGUACCUUGACCAGUGCAUCGAGGUGGACUCGAAGCGCUCGAUCCCGGACCGAAACGUGAUACGGUUCAAUUUGCAAGGCUUUCACUCGCCCGCGCUCAGUAUGACUAGUGCGGUCAGUGCGGACGGUACGCCGGCAGCGUCGGACAGGUCACGGAAUAAGCGCUCCAGUUGGAAACUGAUACAGCGGGUCGAUCAGACGUACUGCCAGCCGCACAAGUUCACGCGCACCGUCACCGAGAUGACGACCCUGCGGCAGAUUGCUCAGUCGAAGGAGCUGAAGCGCCUACUAGUGCACCCAGUCGUAUACACCUUUAUUAUGGUGAAGUGGACGCGGCUGUGUCACUGGAACUAUCUGAACCUGCUGCUAACAGCGCUGACGAUCAUUUUCUUUGGCAACUACUCGCUCACCGCCUGCUCGGUGGAGGGCCCAAGCACGGUGCUGUGGCUGCUGAGCCUGCUCGGGGUGGUGUGUGUGGCAAUACGGGAAACGCUGCAGCUGCUGUUCCUGCGUCGCUCGUACCUAUCGUUCGAGAACGCGCAAGAUCUCAUCAAUGCGGUCGCGAUGUCCGUCGUACUGGCGAACGGUUGCAAUGGACUGCUGUCGUCUUUCGUGGUUAUCAGUUUCGCGAUGCAGCUAACGUUUCUGCUAGGGUCGCUGCAGUCGAACAGUCUCGCCACGAUGAUGUACAUGUUCAAGACGGUGUCGAAAAAUUUCCUCAAGAGUUUCCUGCUGUUUAUGCCCCUGAUCGGCGCGUUCAUCUACGCGUUCCACCUGACGUACAAUGAGGAUCCGGAGGAUCAUGCGCAAGUGUGUGAGCGGGACGACUGCUCGGAGGAAAAUUUCAACAACUUCCGCACGUUCUGGAACGCCACGAUCAAGACGCUGGUGAUGACGACGGGCGAGUUUGAGGCGGCCGCGAUUGACUUUGAAGGCGGAAAGAUGCUGCUGUUCAUUCUGUUUAUGUUCUUUGCGCCGAUCGUGAUACUGAACUUGAUCAACGGUCUCGCGGUAAGUGAUAUUGCCGCGAUCCGGGAGGAGUCGGAACUGAUCAGCAUCAGCAAGAAGGUGAUGCUGCUGGAGCAAUACGAGCGCGGUGUGGCGAACGUGUAUCCCGGAUGGUUGCGACGGUGCUUUCCGAGGCCCUUCUUCGCAGAGUACGACUGUCGCAUCCAUGUCAAGACGAAGGAGUACCGGAAGAUUGAGGUGCACCUGCGGGAGCUGUCUACAAAGGCUGGCAAGGGUACUGCUCCAGUCAAUCCCGGUGGUGCCGCUGCGCUUAACAAUGCCAAGAGUCGAGUGCACGGCUCAUCCCAGUGUUCGGUGCAGAUACCGCCCAGCGGGAAACCGGCCAAACAGAAGGUAGUGGGGAAACCACUUCCCAAGAUUCCCUGGAUACCGCAGGGUGAUUCGUGCAAUUUCAUCUUUGAUGUGCGCGUGUUUCGGCUCGCACUCUUUAUGCGACUGGAUCAGUCGAUCGUGGACGAAGCGUUGGCAAUCAUUGAGCGACAGCAGGCACUUGCGUCAAUCCAGCUCACUGUCAAGAGUACGCCGACACCGGACACACCCGUUACGCCGGUGCGCACCCUAAUUGCCGCAAAGGUUCGGCAACCGCGCGCAGCUAGCGUGGCUCCCGCCGGGAAGAAGCGGAGCAAAGAGCCUACCCAAAACGAGGAAAUGCAGCGUGAGCUGCUCGAGGUUAAAACCCAGCUGAAAACGGUCCUGGAGCUGCUGCGACGAAAGGAGAACCAGGAGAAGCGUAAAGACAAACGGCAAGCCAAGAGUCUGAAGCGAAAGGGCCAGAGGCGUGUACAGAAGAAGUCAAAGAAGGCAAUUCCGGAGGCAGAACCGAUGGGUGAUCAGUAGAUUAGGGCGAAACCCUUGAGAUAUUAGCAGAUAAGAUAAGAGACCAAGGUAGCAGCAAAGUAACUCACACAACAGCCAUGCCUGCCAUGAGUAAACGAUUUACUCUCACAGAUAGUGCUGGUUUGGAUCUCGCCGCUGCUCGGCUUUCCAGUGCCUGCCCUGUGCACGCGUCAAUAAAAAUCAAUUUAAACCGUA
Molecule: messenger RNA, 3955 nt
Organism: Anopheles coluzzii
Lineage: Eukaryota; Metazoa; Arthropoda; Insecta; Diptera; Culicidae
Exons: 4
Coding region: 338-3760 (1140 amino acids)
Biological process (GO): transmembrane transport; monoatomic ion transport
Cellular component (GO): membrane
Molecular function (GO): protein binding; monoatomic ion channel activity
Source: RefSeq, a predicted model, not a curated record